GGACGCGCGCCGUGGGAAGCCUGACGAGCCUCAUGGCUGCGGGUUGCUCAGAGGCUUCACGGCCAAAGGCGGCCUCGGAAGGGCCGGGGGUGGGACCGGCCGGUGUCUUGCCUUGCCUAGAGCUGCCGACCUAUGCGGCCGCUUGUGCGCUGGUGAGCAGCCGCUACUCCUGCCUCGUGGCGGGGCCGCACCGGAGACACAUCGCAUUGUCGCCGCGCUACCUUAACAGGAAACGCACCGGUAUCCGAGAACAGCUGGAUGCAGAACUCCUACGUUAUUCCGAGAGCCUUUUAGGUGUACCCAUUGCCUAUGAUAACAUCAAAGUAGUGGGUGAACUAGGAGAUAUUUAUGAUGAUCAAGGACACAUUCAUCUUAACAUUGAAGCAGAUUUUGUUAUUUUCUGCCCUGAACCAGGGCAAAAGCUUAUGGGUACAAUUAAUAAAGUGUCUUCCAGCCAUAUUGGCUGUUUAGUACAUGGGUGCUUCAAUGCCUCCAUUCCUAAACCCGAGCAGAUGCCAGCUGAGCAGUGGCAGACUCUGGAGAUAAAUGUGGGUGAUGAACUAGAAUUUGAAGUAUUUCGCUUAGACUCAGACGCUGCUGGAGUAUUCUGCAUUCGUGGGAAAGUAAAUGUUUCUAGUUUACAAACCAAAUGCCCUGCUAUUCCUGAAGUAACAGAAACUGCCACCGAAGAAGCGGCUGUUGAGAAACCUCCAAAGAAGAAAAAGAAAAAGAAGACAGACCCAGAGCCAUGUGAAGCAGAAGAUGGUACCACAGAGCUAACAGAUUUUGUUGAUGUUACCAUUAAGGAAGAGACAGAUAGCCAGAUUAAUAACAUUGUAAACGGUCUCUUGGAGAAAGAGCCAAAGAAGAAAAAGAAAAAGAAGAAAAAGCACCAAGAAGAUCAGGACCAGGACCCUGUUUUUCAAGGCAGUGACUCCAGUGGUUACCAAAGUGACCAUAAAAAGAAAAAGAAAAAAAGAAAGGAGGCAGAAUUUACACCACUUUCGGAACACGCACCUAAAAAGAAAAGGGAAAAGUAACUUUCUUUAGUGAUCUCUUAAGUAAGAUUUGAUUUUUAAAAGAUUGGUAUACACACUAUAGAUGACUAAAUGUUUUGAAUUAUAAGAAAUGUUUUAUAUUCCAGUAUUUUGCAAAACAGGAAACAUCGGAUUAGGAGUUGAGUUUUUGGUGCUAAAAUGACAAGACCGAUUACUAAUUUGGGAAAUAACUGUUAUUAAAGUGCCAUUUAUUGUAUACAGAAUAGAAUGGUAAGAGCUGCUUUCACUCUCAUUCUUCUAAGCAUAUACAUUCUAAAAAUGAUUUCUACAGUCUAAAAGACUAGUAAAAGGACUUUAUAAUACAGUGUUAAUAUAAAGAAUGAGUUCUGAGGUUGAGUUUUUGGUGGUUUUCUUUUUAUAUAGGUUUCAUGAUAGUACAUGCCAUGUUAUUUUGAUUUGUUUACAUUUCAUCAUGUCUACUAUAAUAAUACUGUUGUUUAACUUGGAAUGGUUUGCCAAAGCAAUUUCUGAAGUUUCCAGAGCCCUUAAGGACCUGGCCACUACUGACUGUGUGAUAGGAAACAGUAUUCACUCUUCUUCCCUUUGAGGUGCAUGGGAUGAUUUUUUUUUUAUCUUAGUCUAAGAGGCUUGUUCACUUGUGCCUCCCCCAUUCUGCUUUUGUUUUGUGUUGGAGGAAGGAAAGUCUUAAUAAGAUAAAAUAAAUGUGAUUCUGACCAGUGGGGUAUUUCCCAAGUUACUUUUUAAUAAUUGAGUUAAGCUGCUAGAAACUGUUGUGAAGAGAAAACAGCUGUUCACUGUGAAAAUGUGGAACUAUUGGAAAACAUGAGUAAUGAAUUGACAGGCUGGUUCAGGCUGAUAAUCAAUGCAAGGUCAUAUUCAUCCAUUUAACUGGUAUUUGAUCAUCUACUAGUGUAAGCACAGUCUACUAAGGUCCUGGAAUAGCAUGUUUCCCUUAUGGAAUGUCAUAGGAGAAACAGAUGCACAUAUACAAUAGAAGAAAAUACAGAAAUGUAGUAGUUAUGGCAAGUGCCAUAAAGAAAAAGAUUGUCUACUCACUGUUAGUCUCUCACAGCUGCUUUUGUUGCCAUUUAUCUGGUAUCUGACAUAGUUCUGGUCUUAACAUCAUUUAGUUUUUGUUAAUGUAUAAAUUCUACUAGUGGUAUAUCUUGAUCCAAAUCUGUAAUGAUAGAAUACAGAAUUUGGAGAGUGGCAGUCAUUCACAGUGUUUGUCAAUUAUCAGAAGUGCCAGACAAUGGAAAUGUGCAGGCUAGUAUCGUUCCUUAUUAAGUUUCAUGUGGGAAUUCAGCCCUUGAAAUGGGGCUAGUCCAAAUUGAAAAGUGGUAUUAGUAUAAAAUACACAUCAGGUUUUGAAGCUGUACGAAGAAUGUAAAAUAGUUCAGUUUUGUAUACUGGUGACAUUACAAUAUUUUUAGAAUAGUAGGGUAAAUAAAAUGUUGAAAUUGUUUUCAGGUUUUGUUUUUUAAGAUUAAAAAUGGCAUGUGAGGCUCACAUUGCCUUUCUUUUGGACUGCACUGGUUUAAAGGAAGGAUGAGUUGAAAAAGGUUUAAAAUAAGCUAUACUGGAGUUCCCGUCGUGGCGCAGUGGUUAACAAAUCCAACUAGGAACCAUGAGGUUGCGGGUUCGAUCCCUGCCCUUGCUCAGUGGGUUAACGAUCCGGCGUUGCUGUGAGCUGUGGUGUAGGUUGCAGACGCGGCUCGGAUCCCGAGUUGCUAUGGCUCUGGCAUAGGCCGGUGGCUACAGCUCCGAUUCAACCCCUAGCCUGGGAACCUUCAUAUGCCGCGGGAGCAGCCCAAGAAAUAGCAACUAUAACAAUAACAACAAAAAAUAAAAUAAAAUAAAAUAAGCUAUACUAUAUUGUGGGUUUACUAUAGUGCCAUACCCAGAAAAUGUUUUAUAAAUGCUUCCUUAAAAAUUUAAAAUUUGAAUCCAUAAUUAUAAUCAUGUCUGACUUAACAUGAAAAAUUAACUUCUAGUAAGAUAAUUCUCAGUCUCUCCCAAUAAAUACCAAGGAAGCUGCCAAAUUAAUAUACUAAUUAAUGUAAUAAAAAUACAUUGUGACAGCAAAA
Messenger RNA from Sus scrofa (pig), 3106 nucleotides. It is a transcript of the gene POLR1F, whose product is annotated as RNA polymerase I subunit F. Gene Ontology annotation, biological process: DNA-templated transcription initiation; transcription elongation by RNA polymerase I; DNA-templated transcription. Lineage: Eukaryota; Metazoa; Chordata; Mammalia; Artiodactyla; Suidae. The record is from RefSeq and is marked validated. Gene Ontology annotation, cellular component: RNA polymerase I complex.